This is a messenger RNA of Pelobates cultripes (western spadefoot toad), 411 nucleotides long. NCBI's taxonomy places the organism in Eukaryota, Metazoa, Chordata, Amphibia, Anura, Pelobatidae. The record is from the annotation of a GenBank genome assembly.
AUGGCUCAACAAAAACAGCCUGACCGAGGGGACAAAUCCGGAUUUUUCACGGCGCGAUCAGCGCAAACCAAAACCCCGGGCCUACACGAGGCAGACCAAGAUGGCGGUGGGGACGAGACUCUCCCCCUGCAAAACUCACCAGACCCUGGCAAUCUCCUGGUCACCCAAGAAAUCUUGAGAGCCUGUCUGGAGGAAAUGUCACAAAAGCUGCUGGCCAACAUACAAUCCUCGGUAGCCACGCUAAGUAAAGACAUACAAGAGCUAUGGGAGAGGACGGCCCACGUGGAACACCGCAUGGGCGAAUACGCUGAUGCUCAUAAUGACCUAGCAGACCACAUCCAAGCCCUAGAAAAGCAGCUCACCUCGGCACAAUUAAAGAUUUCCGACCUAGAGGACAGAUCAAGACGGUAA